This is a messenger RNA of Durusdinium trenchii, 2139 nucleotides long. Lineage: Eukaryota; Dinophyceae; Suessiales; Symbiodiniaceae. The record is from the annotation of a GenBank genome assembly.
AUGACUUUAGAGGAGAAAGCAGGGCAGCUCACUAUCUUGGCUGACACGAUCAGACCUUGCAAUCCAGAUAUCAAUCCUGAGGUGAAUCAUCGUCAAGCUGAUGAGAUGGUGGACCAAAUUCGUCGCAGCAGGGUCGGCUCCAUUUUCAAUGGCGUUGGGGUAAAGGAAGGCCGUGAAGCUCAGCGCAUAGCUAUCGAAGAGACACGACUUGGUAUCCCUCUGAUUUUCGGAAGUGAUGUCAUCCAUGGCAUGUGGACCGUGUUUCCUAUUCCGUUGGGCGAAGCAGCCAGCUUUGAACCAAGUAUUGCAGAACAGACUGCUCGGGCCACAGCCCUUGAAACUACAGCAUCUGGAAUUCACUGGACAUUUGCCCCAAUGGUGGACGUUGCUAGAGACCAGCGAUGGGGUCGGGUUGCGGAAGGUUCAGGCGAAGAUGUAUUCUUGGGCAAAGCCUUUGCGGUGGCCCGCGUGAAAGGCUUCCAAGGGUCAGACUUGCGUUCGGAAGAUGCCUUGCUUUCCACACCCAAACACUUCGCAGCAUAUGGUGGAGUUUCUGGUGGCAUGGAGUACAACUUUGUCGAAAUUUCUGAGUCAACCUUGCGAGAUGUUCAUUUGCCAGCGUUUAAGGCCUGUUUGGAUGCGGGUGCACUAACGUUGAUGAGCGCAUUCAAUGACAUUGCUGGUGUACCGGCAUCUGGAAACAAAUGGUUGAUGACAGAUAUUCUGCGUGGGGAAUGGCAUUUCAAGGGUUUUGUGGUGUCGGACUACACAGCAGAUGAAGAGCUUGUCAACCAUGGUUUUGCUGCUGAUGGUAGAGAUGCAGCUCGCUUGGCCUUCACAGCAGGAGUGGACAUGAGCAUGCAAAGUGGUUUGUACGUCGACCAUUUACCUGACCUUGUUGCAUCAGGUCAAGUUUCCUUGGAAGCUGUAGAUGAGGGAGUGCGACGAAUAUUGAGUGUGAAAAAGGCCAUCGGUUUGUUUGAGAACCCAUAUAAGUGUUUGGAUCUCAAGCGGGAAGAAUCCCUGGAGAAGAUCAAGUCGGGGCAUGAUGAACUGGCUCGAGAGAGUGCCAGGCGCUCGAUCGUGUUGCUCAAAAAUGAGAAGCUUCUCCCGCUCAAGAAGUCAGGUCAGAAAAUAUUGCUGGUUGGACCUUUUGCAUCAGAUGUGGACAAUUUGCACGGCUGUUGGACUGUCUAUGGUGAUAAAAAGCGAGCAGUGCCAGUCGAUGUGGGGAUUUGCAUGAAGUCUAAGGAUGUAGAGGUUCUGCAAGGAUGCAAUUUCGAGGCAUCUACAGAUCGUGGAAUAGAUGAGGCGGUGGAAGCGGCUAAACGAGCUGACGUUGUUGUCCUAGCCAUAGGAGAGCCUGAAGAUUUCUCUGGUGAGUCCCAGUCUCGCACUCAAAUUGUUGUGCCGGAAGCCCAGCAAAAGCUUGCGGAAGCACUUGCAGCAGCUGGAACUCCAAUAGUCGUUUUACUCAGAACGGGAAGAGCCUUGGCAAUCAGUGGGGCAGUUCUAAGAGCCGAAGCAAUUCUGGUGACAUGGUUUUUGGGUACCCAGACAGGUCCAGCAAUCGCCGAUGUCCUUUUUGGCGAUUACAAUCCAUCAGGAAAGCUACCAGUGAGUUUUCCGGCUGACUCUGGGCAACAGCCUCUUUUUUAUAAUGCACCAAGAACAGGACGUCCUCAGGGCAAUGGAGACAGAACCUUCAAGGCAACUUGGAGAGAGGUCCACAGCAAAGCCCUGUUCCCUUUUGGCUUUGGCCUGAGCUACACAUCAUUUUCCUUCGCAACGCCACUACUCAGCACUUCAACAAUGGGAUGGGACGAGACGCUGAAGGCAAGCGUGCAGGUCAGCAAUACUGGUGAAAGAGAUGGGGAAGAAGUAGUCCAGCUCUACAUUCAUGACUGUGUGGCAAGCAGAGUACGACCUGUCCGCGAGCUCAAAGGAUUUCGGAAGGUUCUGCUUCGAGCUGGAGAAACCCAAAAGAUCAGUUUCGAGCUGCGCAGGCUCGACUUGUCAUUCCACGGAGCAGACGGAAACUUUCAAGCAGAGCCUGGAGAAUUCCAUCUUUGGAUUUCAUCCUCUUCCGCAGCUGGUGAGCCCGUGAAAUUCCAAUUGAUGCCUGCCUCUGUUGCAUGA